Didymodactylos carnosus is the source of this 255-nucleotide messenger RNA. NCBI's taxonomy places the organism in Eukaryota, Metazoa, Rotifera, Eurotatoria, Philodinida, Philodinidae. The record is from the annotation of a GenBank genome assembly.
AUGAGUACUGCAAAAGAUAUAAAAUUACCAUUAGGUGAUGACAGAACAACAUAUGGUCAGCAAGGACAACGGAAUACAAUGCAAAGCAACGGUGGAAGUGGUACGAAUCAACAACAAGUGACAGUUGAAGCGAAUAACGCAGAUAAAGAUGAAGGUGAAGAUGAGGAACAAAAUGUCGAUGAUGAGCAAGAGGAAACCAAAAAUUUAAAGUCGUUACAUAAGGUAACUAUGCUAAUAUCAUUUCUUAUGGAUUAA